This is a messenger RNA of Monoraphidium neglectum, 801 nucleotides long. Its product is annotated as transcription termination factor. The coding region runs from base 1 to 801 and encodes 266 amino acids. The transcript has 8 exons. NCBI's taxonomy places the organism in Eukaryota, Viridiplantae, Chlorophyta, Chlorophyceae, Sphaeropleales, Selenastraceae. The record is from RefSeq and is a predicted model, not a curated record.
AUGGCGUUUUCCACACAGCUGCGGCAGCGGCUGACAUCCUCCAGCUUCAGCAGCAGCAGCACAGCUCCCCGCAGCAGCUUGAGGGCGGCAGCGAGGCCUUCGCGCAGUCAUGCCGCGCUCGUGCGCGCCGCGGCGGCGACGGAGCAGCCCAGCGAGGGCACCAAGACGCUCAUCCAGAAGGCGGCGCCCGGCGAGCUGCCUUUCCCGUGGUCUGAGAAGGACCCCUACAAGCUGCCGGUCAGCAUCGAUCGCGUGCAGCGGAUGUUGCUGACGCUUGGCUGGGAGAAGCCGUGGGUGGAGCAGAUCAUCGACCGCGUGAUGAAGGGGAUGCUGCGCACCAACGAGGACCGCGCAAAGGGCGUGGCUCCAGUCUCAAUUUACCUGCGCCGCCCGCGGCGCGUGCUGUCGGACGAAGCCGUGUUUCGGGGCGGCGACGCGUCGCAGCGGCCCAUCGACGCCCUGGCUUCCAUUGGGCUGCAGCAGGAUCAGAUCUGCAACAUGGCGUCCAUCAGCGUGGUGCUGCUGGGGCUCAACCCCGACACGCGGAUCAAGCCCGUGGCCGAGUACUUGGAGAAGCGGGGCGUGCCCAAGGACCAGGUGUCUGAUGUUGUCCUCAAGAACCCCCGCAUCUUCGAGUACAAGGUGAUGGAGGACGGCAAGGCGCUGCAGAAGGGCGCCGCACGCAUCCAGGUGGACGUGCUGCCGCUGCCCGACGGCCGCAAGGCAGUAGGUGUCAACUACUUCCGGGAGGGAGCCUCCUUCGUCGGCGCCCCCGUGUCGCCCAUGCCGCCGGCGCCGUGA